Molecule: messenger RNA, 995 nt
Organism: Aedes aegypti (yellow fever mosquito)
Lineage: Eukaryota; Metazoa; Arthropoda; Insecta; Diptera; Culicidae
Gene: amrt
Product: TM2 domain-containing protein CG11103
Exons: 2
Coding region: 87-671 (194 amino acids)
Source: RefSeq, a predicted model, not a curated record
AGAGUGUACUGUUUGUAAAUAAAAAUACCAAAACAAUCCGCGUUAUUCGACUGUUCCGCGCAAUUCCCGUUCCCGUCCGCAAUAAAAUGAUUAAAAAUCGCCUCUUCCUGCUGCUGCUGACCAGCAUCCUCAUCGUCGAGACGGCCCAGAUCACCAAGGACAAUAAGGAUAGUCCAUCGUCGUCGUCCUCUACGGUCAAUCAGCAGCCGCACGAAUUCCAUCCGCUUGGGCCACUGGUCAAGUGUUCGUUCCUGCCGCUCGAGUUCAUGGAUUGCGACGAGCCGCUGGACCACAAAGGAAACCGUACGGCCAAGGAAGAACUUGGGCACGGUUGCGUCAAGUUCGGAGGCGUCCACUACGAUGAUGUCGAAACGACCAAAGUGCGGUGCGUUGUGUUCGAGAACAUUGAAUGCUUCGGACCGAGAGAAUUCAUGCGGGAUGGGUUCCCGUGCGUCAAGUAUACGGAUCACUACUUUGUGACCACGUUGCUGUACAGCAUACUGCUGGGAUUCCUGGGCAUGGAUCGGUUUUGUCUGGGUCAAACCGGAACGGCUGUCGGGAAGCUUUUGACCCUUGGGGGCAUCGGCAUUUGGUGGAUAGUGGAUAUUGUGCUGCUGAUAACAAAUAAUCUGCUCCCGGAGGACGGAAGCAACUGGAACAAUAAGGUCUAGGCGGGUUGGGAGGUUCCCAAAGAGUGUUAAUUUGCUUGACCUAACUGCAACGCAUUCUCAGACUGAAUUUCGUUCGAGGUACCGUUCAUAAACCGCCGUUGCUUUUGGUUCUAGUACAAUGUGAGCAUGUACAUAUAUGAUUAUGAUAAAAACUUAAUUAUUAAAUAACGUAGUCCUGUAGGCGAAUUCCAGCGCGUAUUUUCUUCGAAGAAAUGCAAAUUUUCUUGCUGGUGAGUAAUGGAAGUAAACUUCUUCUCUUCGAAGAAAUUGUUCGCCGGAAUUCAGCUACUGAGCUGAUAUUUAUAAAUCAUUCUAGUAAUUAAA